UAUAAUAUUCGCAGAAUAAAAUAAAUUCUUAUUUGGGUUCAAUUUUUAUAGGCACGUUCGCGAAGAUUUUAUUUUACAUAAAGAUCCGCAGUCUAGUAAUCAAACAUCUAUCGUGGUAUUUAUUAUUGUAGCUUCGUGAAAAUUCAUGAAUUUCAUCGAAAUUCGUUUCUUUUCAUGCUUAACUCUCGGAAUAAAUAUUUUUGGUUCGUGUCAGCGUGUCGAGCGUUGAUUUUGGGAUGCUCGACAAAAAUAAGCUCCCCUGAACUCCCUUUUUUGAAACAUUUUUUCUGUGGAUAAGCGAAAAAGGACUGCGGAAUAUUCAGGCCACGCAAUUCCAGUGACCGAGGAACAGGGUGGCGGACGUAGAAAUACCUAACCAGAAAUUCCACUUGUGCAGUAAUCGAGGGAAUUCGCGAAACGCUGAUUUUUUUUCGAAUUUAAUUAUUUUGGAUUUUUCAGCGGGAAUCCCGAGAGCGUCGAGGCAGCCACCGAUCUGGGCCUACUCUAUCUUAAAAUCGGCGACGUUCAGCGAGCGUUUCAAAAGUUUGGAACAGCCCUUGCCUACGCCCCGGACUGCACCAGGGCGAUUUUGCCCAUAGCCUACGUGAUCCAGAAUCACCAGGAGUACGACGUGGCAUUGUCGAAGUACAAGUUGGCGGCUCAAUCGAUCCCGGAAUCGCACGCCUUGUGGAACAACGUCGGUAUGUGUUUCUACGGGAAGCAGAAGUUCGUCGCUGCAAUUAGCUGUUUGAAGAGGGCUCACUAUCUGAACCCGAUGGCCUUCCUGCCCGCCUAUAAUUUGGGGAUGGUUUUUCUCGCCACUGGCCAACCCGCAUCGGCUGCGAUCUAUUUGUGCGCCGCGGUCAGCGCUGAUCCCAAGAAUCACAUGCCCUACCUUCUGCUUGGACUCGCUCUGAAGCGUUUGGACGACCUGGAGGGCGCCGAGAAGGUGUUGCAGAAGGCCCACGAGCUGGCGCCCCAGGAUCCACUGAUACUGAUUAAUUACGCGAUCAUUCUCGAGGCUCUGGGAAACGUAGGAAGCGCCUCGGAAUAUUUAACAGCGUUGAACGAUAUCACUGCUGUAAUCGACGUGGAAGCCGAGAUAACGCAGACGGCGAAGAAACUGUCGACGAAACUUCAGCAGAUGCCCAGUAACGAAGGGACGAGAGUUCUCAGCGCCGAUGAAGUUUGAAACGAGCGGAAUCGAGGAUCUCGGAUCCCCAUAAGAAUGAAUAAAAUUGUCAACGUUUCUUGAGUUAACUUUCCUUCCUUUCAAGGAUUCCCGUCCUCGAACCUUCGCUAGGUCGGCAAUUUAUAAUCGACGCGAAUCAGAAUGCGCCGUCGUUGUUCGUCUUUAGAAAAAGUCCUUGCAUUGUCGCGCUUCGCCGACGUUCUGUCGCUCAUCCGUGCUCGUUUAGAACUCCACGCGUCAAGGAGACUCAGUUUUCUCAUUUCAAGUUUUCCGGAAUCGCCGUCGUACAUUAAUUCGCCUAUUCCCGACGGUGGGCGUUCCGAAAGUGUCAAGGAUUU
Messenger RNA from Hylaeus anthracinus, 1530 nucleotides. Its product is annotated as Bardet-Biedl syndrome 4 protein homolog. Gene Ontology annotation, cellular component: ciliary basal body. NCBI's taxonomy places the organism in Eukaryota, Metazoa, Arthropoda, Insecta, Hymenoptera, Colletidae. The record is from RefSeq and is a predicted model, not a curated record. Gene Ontology annotation, molecular function: protein binding. Bases 704 to 1192 code for a protein of 162 amino acids. Gene Ontology annotation, biological process: cilium assembly; protein localization to cilium. The transcript is spliced from 5 exons.